This is a messenger RNA of Strongyloides ratti, 687 nucleotides long. RefSeq lists its product as hypothetical. Bases 1 to 687 code for a protein of 228 amino acids. Lineage: Eukaryota; Metazoa; Nematoda; Chromadorea; Rhabditida; Strongyloididae. The transcript has 2 exons. The record is from RefSeq and is a predicted model, not a curated record.
AUGAUUAAUUUAUUAAAAUUUUUAAGUAUUAUAAGUGUGGGAAAUAAAAUACUACAACAAAAUAUUGAAAAUAGUGUUUCCGCAUCAACAUGUCUACAAUCCUCUUAUGAUACCGUUCUUAAUUGUUAUCAAAAUUAUUUUUCUAAUUUCAAUUUAACAAUUGGAUCAGAAAAAAUUUUUCCAGAUUAUCAAACCUUUGUUGUUAGGAGAGCUAAACUUCAAAUAUCUUCAAAUGUUACAGAAUUUAAAAACAUUUGUAAUUUUCAAAAUAAACUUACUUCCUGUCUUGGAGAUGCUGCUAAUUGUAUAAAUCCACAAGAUUUAUUAAAAAUUGGAACUUUUAAUAAUAAUGAUAAUUAUCAUUAUGCUGGUGAUUAUGCCAUGUCCAAAUAUGAAUGUACUGAAGCAUACAAUUAUAUUUUAAAUAAUUUUAAUUGUUUAAGUAGCAUUAGUUUUCUUGGGCAUGAUAUGAUAACAAAAUGUACAAAUGAUUUAGAAAAAAAUAUUCCUACUAAAGGUGAAUGUUCGGCUUUAAAUGAUUAUACAAAUUGUUUAGAUAAUAUUUAUUUAUCUUUUUGUGGAAAUAAAGCAGCUGACUUUAGUUGUAAUAUAUUAAUGAUAACUUACAAUAUUGAAAUACCAUUCUGUAAUGGAAAAUUUUUAAAGUGCAAUCCAUUAAAAGACUAG